Messenger RNA from Copidosoma floridanum, 2328 nucleotides. RefSeq names its product ATP-dependent RNA helicase DDX54. NCBI's taxonomy places the organism in Eukaryota, Metazoa, Arthropoda, Insecta, Hymenoptera, Encyrtidae. Gene Ontology annotation, molecular function: ATP binding; RNA helicase activity; RNA binding. The record is from RefSeq and is a predicted model, not a curated record. Gene Ontology annotation, cellular component: nucleus; cytosol.
AAUCAAUGGGGUUGAGUUAUCCUGUUUUACAAGGUAUUUUGAAACGUGGUUACAAAGUGCCUACGCCUAUUCAAAGAAAGACGAUACCAUUGGCAAUGAUUGGCAAAGACGUGGUUGCCAUGGCUCGUACUGGCAGCGGUAAAACCGCUUGUUUUUUGAUACCACUAUUUGAAAAACUGCAAGCCAGACAGGCCAAGGCAGGAGCAAGAGCUUUGAUUCUAUCACCUACUAGAGAACUGGCUCUUCAAACGUUAAAAUUCAUCAAAGAUCUGGGAAAAUUCACGGGAUUAAAAUCGGCUGUCAUUUUGGGUGGUGACAGUAUGGAAACUCAAUUUUCUGCCAUUCACGGCAAUCCUGAUAUCAUUGUUGCUACUCCUGGCAGAUUUCUUCAUAUUCUUGUCGAAAUGAAUAUGAAUUUGAACAGCAUUGAGUUUGUUAUUUUUGAUGAAGCUGAUCGGUUGUUCGAAAUGGGUUUUGGAGAGCAAAUCAAUGAGAUAACAAAUCGACUGCCAAAUAGAAAGCAGGUGCUUUUAUUUUCAGCUACGUUACCAAAAAUCUUGGUAGAAUUUGCAAAAGUGGGACUUGACAAUCCAGUACUUGUGCGUCUUGACGUCGAAAGCAAGAUUCCUGACGAGCUGAAACUUUGUUUUGUAACUUGUAGACCUGAAGAAAAGCUGGCUGUCAUGAUGUGUUUGCUGAAACAAGUUAUAAAACCGGAAUCUCAAACAGUAAUAUUUGUGGCCACUAUGCAUCACGUUGAGUACAUAAGUCAAAUUCUGACUUUGGCUGGAAUAGCAAACUCAUUUUUGUAUUCUAAUUUGGAUGCGACUGCAAGAAAAAUAAAUGCAGCUAAAUUCCAGCAAGGAAAAGUAAAAGUACUUGUUGUAACAGACGUUGCUGCUAGAGGUAUUGAUAUACCUCAUUUAGAUAAUGUUAUUAAUUUCAACUUUCCGGCCAAAAGCAAAUUAUUUGUACAUAGAGUUGGCAGAUGUGCUCGGGCUGGACGAAGUGGAACUGCCUAUAAUAUAGUUAGCCCUGAUGAAUACUCUCAUCUUUUGGACCUACAUUUGUUCCUUGGGCGUUCAUUUAACAUUGUCCCUCCAACUGAAGCAAAAAACGUUCCAGAAGAAGCUAUAGGAAAAAUGCCACAAUCAAUGAUCGAGGAUGAACAGUCCAAUCUUAUAUCAUGGCAUGAAAGUAAUACUGAUGUUUACAACAUGCAAAGUGUAUGUGACAAUGCAUAUCAAAAAUAUAUAAAGUCAAGACCAGCAGCUUCCGUAGAAAGUAUCAAAAGAGUAAAGGAAUUGGACAUUUCAUUUGCUGGUGUGCUACCAGAAUUCAGAGGGCUUUGUAAUGAUGCUACUGAUUUGCUGACAAAGAUGAAAGGUUAUCGACCUCGAGGGACAGUAUUUGAAGUCGUUGCUAAACCUUCAUCAGUGGAUUAUAAAGUCAUGAAAGAGAAGCGAGCUUUCCACAAAGAUAAUAUUUUCAACCAUCACAGAAAAUUAGAGGAAAGGCAAAGUUGGAUUACAGAAGUUUCAGAAAGCCAAGAUACUUCUAAACUGCCAUCGAGUAGUAAUGACGAAAUAAAUUCAGCAUUUAGUGAAGUCAUCCUUCCAAAGAAAAGGAAAAUGGAUAACUUGUAUCGUGAUGAGAAGAAAAAGAAACGGAAAAACCUUAAGGAUGAAGAAUUUUAUAUACCUUACACCGCUCCAGAUCAACACACCGAAGAGGGUCUGGCUGUCAACAACUUUGCAUCUGAAGCAGAAAAGGCUCACUUUGAUCUUUGUGCCGAUAACAAUGAAUCGCAACGGCUUCAAAAGCAAAUUAAAAAGUGGGAUCGUAAGAAGAAGAAAAUGAUCACCAUCGACAACAAUUCUAGAGUUGGGAAAAUCCGCACAGAGUCGGGUGUUUGGAUUCCAGCUACUUAUAAAACAAAACGAUACGAGCAAUGGAAAGAUAAAAAUAAAGUUGUAGCUCAAAUGGAAGCUGUCGAGGAAGACGAGGACGCUGAUAAUGAAACACGUCGUCAACUAGAGAGGUUGGAUACAUCGAGAAUGACCCACUGGGCCAGACACAAUCAGAAGCUAAAAGAAAAGCUAAUGGUCAAGAGCGAGCUGAAGAGGCCGGAGCAGAUACUGAAGGCGCGCGAGAUACUGGAGAAGAAGAGGGCGAGGAGUGGGCGCAAGAAAGCAGGUGGCCGCAAAGGUGGUGGGAAAGGUCGCAACAGGCGCAGAUAAGUCCACGCAAAUUUUCACAUCUGAUCGUACUCAAACGGAUGUAUACCAUUGAAGGCUGUAAGAUAAAAAUAAUUAUUGUUAAACCAUA